This is a messenger RNA of Alosa sapidissima (American shad), 623 nucleotides long. Its product is annotated as SKI family transcriptional corepressor 2-like. The transcript is spliced from 3 exons. The coding region runs from base 228 to 509 and encodes 93 amino acids. The record is from RefSeq and is a predicted model, not a curated record. Lineage: Eukaryota; Metazoa; Chordata; Actinopteri; Clupeiformes; Clupeidae.
AUACAUUGCAAGCCUGUAUUUAUGUUUCCUUGAAAAGUUCUGAAUGUAAAUCUCUGCACACAAUAGAUACCAUCAGGUUUGAUCAGGGCUGCACACAAAAUGCCCACUUUUGGACUUUGGAUGGUUAAAUAAUUUCCUCUUCCACAAUUUUAUACAUUUUGUAUCUCUGGACUGGAAUGUCGUACAGACUUAUGAUGUGACAUAUUUUGUUUCUCUCCACAGAAAUCAUGGAUGACAGCAGCAUGGAUGACAGCGGCAUGUAUACCAGCGGUGGUGAAUCCCAGGCUACCACAAUAUUAUUCUCCAGGAGUGAGGGUGACUUUGUGUCGCCCUCUGAGUUUGAGGACGAUGGGCACAGCCCUCUUCCUUCUCCACCUCCACCUCCACCUCCACCUUCACCACCACCCCAGGGCUUGCUCCCCAGACAGCCCAGACUGUGGCUGGAGAAUGAUAUGGAUGGCUACCUUGGUGACGAGGAAGAUAGCGAUGAGGAUGAUGAAAAUUUGUAAUUUUGUAUAUUCUUUAUCUUCUUCGGCCCUUAUUGCUUAGUUGUGCUUUUUAUAUUAUAUACUUUUAAUUACUUUUUCUGCUGCUAUUGAAUGUUUGUGUGUUGUCUGUAUUCU